AGAUUCCGGUUGAUAUGUCAAAAACGGCGCUGGUGUUUAGCUAGCGUUCUCUCAACCCGACAACAUCUCUGCAAGCGUAAAAGGCUCAAAGCUAGCACUAUGGUGGCCGCUAAUGGUGACUCAAUGCUUUGGUGGAAGACUGGAAGUGGAGGGACCGAGGGAGCAUUAAAGGAAUGAGACGGCAGCGUAGUAGGUUUGGCUCUGGUGGGUACGGUUGGUGUGCUUUUACCUGUCCUUUAAUCGUUUCCAAUGCAACUGCCAAGCCUCCCCUUUCCUCUAUCUGUACCCCACACUCCCUUCAUGUAUUCCAGCUUCUUCCCCACCACAACUGAUAAAGAGAUUAAUAACGUAAGGCAUUAUUGUCUCUGGUCUUUUACCAUUUCUCUGCUUUUUCUUCUGCUCUUGUCUCUAACAAUCUCCCAAAUAUCUUUCUUUUUUUGUUUUGUCAAGGUUAGGUGGGGCAGCUCACCUUCCUUUUGGUAGGAUUCUCUUCUUAGUCCCUUUUCAGUACUGCAAAGUCACGACUAAAAUGCCUAGAAAGAUUAGAAUAAAAUCAGCUCUCUGGAUACUAUAAACAGCAAAUCUGUUUCUUAUCUUUUUCUCAUGGCUAACUCUCCAUAGUCAUUACUUCAUAGUCUUCCCCACCAAUAUUGAGGAGUUUGCCUCUUCUUUGUUCGUUCACUUGCCCAUAUGAAGCUUAUCACAGCCAAGAGUACUACUCCUCAUGACUCUUCCUUCUCUUUCUCCAGGAGGUACUUCCACUGGAAAAAGAAGACCGAUGAUGAGGAUGAUGAGGAAGAAGUACUGACCUUCAGCUCAUCUUCUCAUUUCUGUGAGGAAGGGAUCAAAGAUGAAGAGUUUGGAAACCCCCUGCCUGCAGAAAUCUCUUCUGUGUCAACACCAAGGAAGAAGCAGUCAAAUUCUAAGCUCCGAUCUGCUCUUACUCUUUUUGGUAAGAGCAGAUCAAGCACCCGAGUGAUAGGUACCCUUUUCGGGUAUCGCAGAGGACAUGCCCAUAUUGCAUUUCAAGAGGAUGCCAAGCAGGACCCAGCAUUUUUUAUCGAGCUCGCAACAACAACAAGCGUCUUGGUCCGGGAAAUGGCAUCAGGGCUGGUCCGCAUUGCUUUGGUGUGUGAGAAGAGAAUGGACAGCAAGAAAGGUAAGAAGUUACUGGAGGAGACCCUGUGGAGGACAUACUGCAAUGGCAAGAAAUGCGGGUUGGCGAUUAGGCGUGAGUGCGGGGCUGAGGAGUUGAAGGUGCUGAAAGCUGUGGAGCCAAUUUCAAUGGGUGCUGGAGUGUUGCCAGGGAGUGCCAGUGGGAAUGGAGCUGGGUCCGAAGGCGAGCUCAUGUAUAUGAGAGCCAGGUUUGAGCGUGUUGUUGGAUCUAAAGAUCACUCGCAAGCCUUUUACAUGAUCAACCCUGAUGGUGCUGGUGGUCCUGAACUUAGCGUGUAUUUGCUUAGAGUUUAGGCUGCCCAUGUAACAGCACCACUUCCCUGGUGUUUGUUUCUUCUUCAUCUUUUUUGCUACAAUAUUUUGGGAAGGUAGUACUACAUGCCCCUCAAUUUACUCA
Molecule: messenger RNA, 1573 nt
Organism: Carya illinoinensis
Lineage: Eukaryota; Viridiplantae; Streptophyta; Magnoliopsida; Fagales; Juglandaceae
Product: protein MIZU-KUSSEI 1-like
Exons: 1
Coding region: 691-1470 (259 amino acids)
Biological process (GO): hydrotropism
Source: RefSeq, a predicted model, not a curated record